Molecule: messenger RNA, 3808 nt
Organism: Lacerta agilis (Sand lizard)
Lineage: Eukaryota; Metazoa; Chordata; Lepidosauria; Squamata; Lacertidae
Gene: CCDC30
Product: coiled-coil domain containing 30
Source: RefSeq, a predicted model, not a curated record
GCCGGGACCUCGAGCGUAGGCCUCGUUGCCAUGGUGACCGCGGCCUACCUUUGGGCUCGGGUAAUCCGAACCGGCUCUCAACUGGCGUUGCCGAGCUCGCAUGGAGGGAGCCCAGCCGGAGCAAGCACAUAUAGAAGACAUAACUCAGCAGCUCAAGGAAGAAGGGGUUGACACUACAGCGCCUGCAAACGACCAGCUCUGUUAUGUCUGGAGUUUGUUCCUACGCAGUCAAGAGGAGUUGCAUUCUGCUGCUAGAGAGUUAGAGAAACUCAGGCAACAGCAAGUGGAAGAGAUGAGAGAGGUGGAAAAUUACGUGGCCCACAUCCGUAUGUUGACGGAAGCGCGGGAUUCUUUGGCAACUGCAUUUGAGAGAGAAAAUGCGCAGCUUAGGGUGGAAGUUGCACAGCUACAACUUGAGCAAGAAUCUCAGCAGAAGGAAGUGGAAGAAAUGUUGGAGCAGGAAGGCUUGUUUGAUAUUGCCCACAGCAGCCCCAGUGAACAGGUUGCUUAUUUGCUGGUUGAGAGAAGCACCCUACUGGAGAAGAUAGAUGUGCUGGAACAAAAGCUGCAAUUCCCCAGCUGUUUGGAAAGCCUUUGCUCAGCUGCUCAGCUUCAGGAUCAGUUAGAUCACAUCCAGCGGACACUAGAAGAUGAGCUUCAGGAGCAACGGAAAUCUAUGCAGUGCACCAAAGAGAUGAUGCAUAAAGUAAUAAAGAGAAGAAAUUGGUUCCAACCCUUUUCACUUCUGCUCAUGCUGCUUAGCGUCGUAGUGUAUCUUGGGCGCAUCAAGGGUAACGUGGUGUCAAUUGAAAGACAGCCAUGCAUGGAUUUUUUUAAAGGUAUCACAUCUCAUGCUGAAGAGCUGGCUAGACAAAGCACCUUGCUCAGGCACACUGAGCAGCACCUGGAGGAAGCCACACACAGGUUGCAGUUGACGCAGGCAGAGAUCCAGAGGCUGAAAGAAGAAUUGGCCACUCAAAAGGAAAACCAGAGCAAACUGGCUCCAUCCAUGGCAGAGAGCUUGAAAGAAGAGGUGAAUAAGGUGAAAGACAGUGAAAUGUCAGAGCUACAGAAGGCCAGGGAGUUGAACAUCCAAUUGGACCAAGAAAUCCUGGCACUACGCAGCAGAGUCCAACUUCUCGACUCGGAGAGACAAAUGUUCUUGGAGCAGGCUGAAAAGCUUGAUGACACGAUUCCCAAGUAUCAGGUGACUGAGGAAGAGCCAAAAUAUGUAUUAGCCAGGACGGACCAAACUAAAGAACAUGAAGGCUGCUUGUUGCAGGAUAAAAAGGGAAAGCUGAAAGCUGAAGAAGAGACAAGCAUUUUGGAUGAAGCUUCCUCAGAAUCUGAACAUAACAAGGCCCUUCAUCAGAGGUGCCGCCGAGCCAUUGAAGGUGUAGAAUGCCAAAACUCGCAGCUCCUGCACAAGCUCCGGAAGUUGGAGCGGGAACACGAGGACCUGGUGGAGAGGAAUGAGGAGCUGGAGUCCCUCCUGGGGGAGACGCAGAACCAGACUAAGGAUGAGCGGGAGCAGUUUGAGUGUGAGGUAGACGGACUGCAGAGGAAGAUUUCUCGUUUAGAGGCAGAACUGUGGAAAGCGCAGAAGAGUAAAUCCGAUAUGGCUGACGAAGAAACAAGCAAAGUGGCAGAUUCCCAAGAGGUGGAGAAAAGUAAGCGAGAGAAAGUGGAAGAGCUGGAAAGCAAACUCUUGGAGGAGACAGAGUGGAGGAAGCAGCUGGCCUGCAACCUCGAAAUGACACAGAAAGCAUUGAAAGAUGGAAAGAAGGAGCUGCACAGUUCCAAGUCAGAGCUUCUGCGACUUCGGGGAGCAGCUGAGGAAAGAGAUUUUCUGCACGUGACUCUUGAGAAACUACAGCAGGAGAAUGUGAUGCUGGAAAUGAAGGUGUCAGAGCUCUUCCAGGAAUGUGAGCAGCUCAACCACGUUCUUACAGAAGGGAAAAAACCUGGGGAAAUAUCGUUGGCAAGCCGGAGGAUGUGCACUGAGCUGACAGCUAAGGAGAGGGCUUUGGAAGAUCAGAUCCACAGCCAGGGAGAAGAAAGAGAGCAGCUGCGUGUUAAAUUGUUAGAGAGCAAGAAGAAAACGGAGGAACUAGAAAAGAAGGUUAAGGAGAGCUAUGAAGAGAGAAGACGCUUGUGGGAAGAAAACAUGCAGUUAAGGAAAGACAUCCUGGAUCUCCAAUGUCAGCUUAACACCAAGAGCACGGCAAAUGUCAGGAUGAAACACGAGACUGGCUUUGGAGAGAAUCCACCCCGCAAGACACAGACUCCCAUGGGGAGCACAGAUGGGGAACAGAAGCAGGGUCUGCUGGGGAAGAGACCUGAGCAGAAGGAGGACGAGCAUUUUCUCUGUCAGGAUGUUCAGCGCAUCCAGAACCUGGGCAGCUCCACCGAGAAGGAGCUGAGGUACGAAAGGGAGAAGAACUUGAAAUGCAACAUCUUGCUUCAGCAAGAAAACAUCAAGGUCAAAGCCGAGCUGAGGCAAAUGCAGCUGAAGCUCUCCGACUCCGCCAAGGCCUGUUCAUCACUCACUUCACAGUGGGAGCUCAGCCAGCAGAAGGUCAAAGAGCUGGAGCUGGAGCUGCUCAGGCAGUCGCAGGCGGCCAAGCAGCAGAGCAGCCUGAGGGAGAAGCUCGCCCAGGAGAAAGCCAGGGCCACUGAGGCUGAGAGAAAGAUUUUGGACCUGCAGCAAACACUGAAGGAAUCUCACCACCAAGUACGGCUCUCUGAGACCCACGUCUUGGUGAGGAAGCAGCUGGAGGAGCAGCUGAAGGAGGCCAGGGAAGAGGAAACCAAGGCCCAGCGGCAGUUCCAAGAGGAGCAGCGAAAAAGGAAGCUCCUGGAUCAGCAGACAGAAGACCUGCAGCAGCAGCUCAGGCACUCCCGGGAGAACGAGGCGCAGCUGGCCAGGACCUUUGCUGAGCUGCAGAUCCAGCAUCAGCAUCAGGAGGCGCAGUUGCGGAUUCUGGAAGAAGAGAAGAAAACCCUCUCCAAUGAGCAUCUCCAGUGUCAGAAAUACAGCCAGAAGAUUUCAGGGCAGCUGUUGGGGUUGCAACAGGAGAGAGAAACACUCCGGGAAGAGUAUGAGCACAUCCUGAAGGAGGUGGCCAUUUCUGUCAGGAAACAGAAAGAGCGACAGCUCCGACAUAAGGCCAAGCUCCGGAGAGCAAAGGAGACCUCAUCUGUGAAGUGAAGCAGCGUGAUGUCCGCAAUCAGGCAUCUCGAGAAUGAACUCAAGCUCUCCAAAAGUCAGUCAGAAAAGGAUGCAAUGCUGAUCACGCAAGUGACCACUGAGAAUGACAGUUUACUCCAAGAAAAGCGGAAACUCACUCAGCAGCUCCACAAACUGGAGGAAGCGGAGCGGAGCAGCAAGCAGGACCUCUCCACAAUCCAGAGCAGAGUGCGGCUUCUGGACGAUGAGAACAAGCAGCUCCAAGAAUGGACCCUGCAGCUGACGGGUCAGGUCGGGCUCCUGGAGCGGGCGCUGAGGAGCAUUCAUAGCCACAGCUUGGAGGAGCUGAAGAGUAUCGGCUUCUCUGAAUUCCAACCGCAAAGCAAAGUUCUCCCCCUUCGCAGAGUAAGCUUCUCAGUGAUGGAGCUUUCGGACUCUCACGGCCUUCUGAAAGCCGUUCAGGAUGGCAAACCCGAAGACCACACAGAAAGGUCUCUGCUUGCCUCUUUGCCCUGCCCACCUUCGGAGAUUGGCUACUUGAACGUGGCUUCUCCCAGGGAAUCCUCAGACUUACGCACAGAGGAGCAGAGUCAAGCCUUGUGCUGUGAUCACGUCUAA